Tetrapisispora phaffii CBS 4417 is the source of this 1611-nucleotide messenger RNA. It is a transcript of the gene PRR1, whose product is annotated as serine/threonine protein kinase PRR1. Gene Ontology annotation, cellular component: cytoplasm. NCBI's taxonomy places the organism in Eukaryota, Fungi, Ascomycota, Saccharomycetes, Saccharomycetales, Saccharomycetaceae. Gene Ontology annotation, molecular function: protein serine/threonine kinase activity; ATP binding. Bases 1 to 1611 code for a protein of 536 amino acids. Gene Ontology annotation, biological process: peptidyl-serine phosphorylation; autophagy. The record is from RefSeq and is a predicted model, not a curated record. The transcript has a single exon.
AUGGUUGAGAAUAAUGAAAUGCACACGAAAGUAUAUGCUGGAUUGGGUAUUCAGACUCCAAGAUUGUCUACUACUGAUAAUGGUGAUACAGGCAAGGGAAAUGACAAAUUACGAUCCUUACAUGCUAUAAUUACAGAAAAUAACAGUGAUUACGAGAUUGAUGAUGCCAAUAACGUAAAGGAGGGGAGUAACAGUGCCUUGUCCACGCCUGUGAAUCUUUCGAUCCCAAAGUUUGACAAAUACUCGGAGCUUCCUACACCUAUGGGGUAUACACCAAACCAUAAAGCAACUAAUACAUUGUCACCACAAAUUGAGAAGUACAAGAUGUCGUCACCUGUGCUGACUCCAUUAUAUAUGUCUAAAAUUCGUCGUGAUCCAGCACUAGUCCGGAAAAUAGAUGACAAUGUCUCUGAUACCUAUCAUCACGCUCCACAGCAUCGAAUAAUAUCUGAGUUGCCUCCACUUCCGCUUGCCGAGAAGCAGAGGAUAGCAUCGUUGCCUACAAUGAAUGAAGAACCUAUGAAAUUUGGAGCAUCUAUUGAUACAAUUACAGAAGAAGAGCCAUCAUCGGAAGAAAAACAAAUAGAUGGGUAUCUGGUUGAUGAUCUCGAAAAAAAACUGAAGUUUGAAAUGGUCAAAGUAAUAGGUGAAGGCAACUUCAGUACAGUUUAUCUAUUUGAAAGAAUCGGUGUUACUAAUGCAGACGAAGAUAAUAGGCUGCAGCAAGUUGCAGUAAAGAGUAUUAAGUAUCCAGAAGAGUUAAAUAAUCCAGAACUAAAGGGUACUUCUGUAUACACAGAUAUUAUGUCAAGGUUUGAAACUUCCUUAACACGUGAAUUGAGUGUAUUGAAAUCAAUCGAUCACCCUUGUAUUAUCAAGUUGUAUGCCAUUAACAACAAAAUAUUUCUAGCAUCGAAGAAACCUGUUCAAGAUAUACUUUCUAAAAAUGAUAAGUUGCCACCUCUUGACUUAAUUUGUUCAUAUUGUUCAGGUGGAGAUAUCCUGGGUACUGCAAUAGCUAUGGCUGGAAAAUUGGAACUCUGGUUCAUCCAAAGAAUAUUUUCUGAAUUAACUUUAGCUGUCAAGUAUUUGCAUGAGAAUAACAUUAUACACAGAGAUUUGAAAUUGGAAAAUAUUUUAUUAAAAUACCCAAUGGAAAAAAUAUUGGAAAUGAAAGAGUCCAAUUUGCUUAACAAUGAAAGUAUUAUCGAACUUGGAGACUUUGGUUUAUGUAAACAGUUAUAUCCAGGUGAAAUGUGCACUACCAGAUGUGGGUCAGAAGAUUAUGUUUCGCCUGAAAUAUUGAUGGGCAUUGAAUAUGAUGGUAAAUUAAGCGAUACAUGGGCAAUGGGAGUUAUACUCUAUGGGUUACUGGAAAACAGAUUACCAUUUGAUCCCUUACCGAAUGCUAAUUUCAGACAGAGAAGCAGAUCAACUGCCCAUAGGAUUGCCAUGUUCGAAUGGAAAUGGUCAAAAAUGCUUGACAUUGAAUCGAGUGCAAAAGAAAUAGUAAAAAACACACUCAUAAGAAAGAACUCAAGAUGGAGGAUUGAACAAAUAUACAAUUCUGAAUACAUCCAGGAGCAAGUUACAAAACUAACAUAUAUCUAG